CGCCAAGGGACCAUCGGAUCGCCUUCAACAUCGAACAGAAACAACAACGGGAACAGCCGCGGCACUAAUAUUAACCGUAACAACAUAACAAGCUCACAUCCAACCAAUAAGCGCAAACAAGCAAGCAAACGAGGGAAGGGUAAAAGCCAGAGCGCCCAGACGGCCAGACCUGCGAAAGAAACGGACCCGUCCACGGACGUCCUGGUUACCCUUAAGGCACCCCUUCCAAACUCCACAGCAGAGGAGACCCUCACUGCGUUGAGACGGGAGAUCAACCCGGUUCGGGAGAAGAUCGAGUUCAUCAGCAUUGCCCGCGCGAAACAGAGGGACGUCAGAGUCACAUGCGCCACAGGCGCGGACGCUCUCCGCCUUCAAGCGGCAAUAAGCAGGACCAGAUCCUUGGUAGGGAAAAUACAGCCCAAGGCGCUCCCUAGAAUUGCCCUACGAGGCGUUCCAGCGGACAUGAGCGACCAAGCCCUCAUGUCGGACAUCUCCCUAUCGCUCAAGGAGCUAAUGGUCCCUCCCCCGAAGAUACUCUUCAGACUCGGGGCGAGAGGAUCGAGAACCGAGACCAGAGUGAUAGAAGUUAAUCCUGAGCAAAGGGUUCGCCUUUUGGAAGGAGGUGGACGCAUCCGAUGUGGCUGGACAAUUGUCCGAGCCAGUGAC
This is a messenger RNA of Bemisia tabaci, 666 nucleotides long. The record is from RefSeq and is a predicted model, not a curated record. Lineage: Eukaryota; Metazoa; Arthropoda; Insecta; Hemiptera; Aleyrodidae.